Lipotes vexillifer (Yangtze River dolphin) is the source of this 390-nucleotide messenger RNA. RefSeq names its product tumor necrosis factor receptor superfamily member 10B-like. The record is from RefSeq and is a predicted model, not a curated record. Gene Ontology annotation, biological process: TRAIL-activated apoptotic signaling pathway; positive regulation of apoptotic process. Gene Ontology annotation, molecular function: protein binding. Gene Ontology annotation, cellular component: plasma membrane; cell surface. The annotation marks the transcript as partial. The transcript has 2 exons. NCBI's taxonomy places the organism in Eukaryota, Metazoa, Chordata, Mammalia, Artiodactyla, Lipotidae.
GAACCAGCAGAAGCUGAAGCGUCUCACACGAGAAGAAGGCUGCUGGUCCCAGCAAACGGUGCAGACCCCACUGAAAGUCUGAGACUAUUCUUCGAUUACUUUGCAACCGCCGUGUCCCCUAACUCCUGGGACUCACUCAUGAGGCAGUUGGGCCUCACGCGAAAUGAGAUCCUUCUGGCCAGAGAAGGGGUCCGGGUCCCUCGGGAUGCCUUGUAUGAAAUGCUAGAGACCUGGGUCAGCAACAAGGGACGGGAGGCCUCAGUCAACACCCUGCUGGAUGCCUUGGAAACGCUGGGGGAAAGACUGGCAAAGGAGACAAUUCGGGACCACCUGUUGGGCUCGGGAAAGUAUGUCUAUGAAGAUGGUGAAGCAGGCUCUGCUGUGUCCUGA